Sordaria macrospora k-hell is the source of this 357-nucleotide messenger RNA. RefSeq lists its product as uncharacterized. Lineage: Eukaryota; Fungi; Ascomycota; Sordariomycetes; Sordariales; Sordariaceae. The record is from RefSeq and is a predicted model, not a curated record.
AUGCACAACUCACGCUUCCAGUCUCUCGCCGCCCGCCUCACUCCUCACGGUCUGCGGACCUCGCUGCGCAGCCGCCGGUCCCGCUCAUCGUCGACCUCGUCCCGGGCUAGCAGCUCAGACGGCGAGGUGGAAAGGCUCGUAUCGCCAGCCAGCUCGACGGCCAGCCGCCGCAGCACGCUCAACCGCGCGGGAAGCAGCGUCAGCUCCUUGUUCGGCAUCCGAUUGGUGCCAUCGGAACCCGAGGAGGAGGAUGAGGAGGCCGGCCGCCAGGAGCUCGCCAAUGUCUUGGAGCCGAGACCGACGGACGAUAUGUACUUUUGCAGUCUGGAGGAGAAGAUGCAGAUGCGGUCCUUUUGA